Messenger RNA from Phyllostomus hastatus (greater spear-nosed bat), 8597 nucleotides. RefSeq names its product sodium voltage-gated channel alpha subunit 5 (gene SCN5A). Gene Ontology annotation, biological process: regulation of heart rate; neuronal action potential; sodium ion transmembrane transport. The record is from RefSeq and is a predicted model, not a curated record. Gene Ontology annotation, cellular component: voltage-gated sodium channel complex; plasma membrane; axon. Gene Ontology annotation, molecular function: voltage-gated sodium channel activity involved in cardiac muscle cell action potential. Bases 195 to 6263 code for a protein of 2022 amino acids. NCBI's taxonomy places the organism in Eukaryota, Metazoa, Chordata, Mammalia, Chiroptera, Phyllostomidae. The transcript has 28 exons.
ACGGCCGUGGCGCCCGUGGGAUGCAGGGAUCGCGACCCCGGGGCCGCUGAGCCUGCGCCCAGUGCCUCGAGCCUCGCGCCGAGCAGAGUCCGCGCCGAGCAGCAGCCACCCAUCCCGGGGCCCCGCCUGGGGCUCCAGCAGCCUCCCCACAGGCAGCCUGAGGACAGCCUGGGCCCCAGAAGCAGGAUGAGAAGAUGGCAGACUUCCUGUUACCUCGGGGCACCGGCACCUUCCACAGGUUCACCCGAGAGUCUCUGGCGGCCAUCGAGAAGCGCAUGGCGGAGAAGCAGGCCCGAGGCUCGGCCGCCUCGCAGGAGAGCCGGGACGGGCUGCCCGAGGAGGAGGCUCUCCGGCCCCAGCUGGACCUGCAGGCCUCCAAAAAGCUGCCGGACGUCUACGGCAACCCACCCCGAGAGCUCCUUGGGGAGCCCCUGGAGGACCUGGACCCCUUCUAUAGCACCCAGAAGACCUUCAUCGUGCUGAACAAAGGCAAGACCAUCUUCCGGUUCAGUGCCACCAACGCCUUGUAUGUCCUCAGUCCCUUCCACCCCAUCCGGAGAGCAGCCGUGAAGAUUCUGGUUCAUUCGCUCUUCAGCAUGCUCAUCAUGUGCACCAUCCUGACCAACUGCGUGUUCAUGGCGCAGCACGACCCUCCCCCCUGGACCAAGUAUGUCGAGUACACCUUCACGGCCAUUUACACCUUUGAGUCUCUGGUCAAGAUACUGGCUCGAGGCUUCUGCCUGCAUGCCUUCACCUUCCUCCGGGACCCCUGGAACUGGCUGGACUUCAGUGUCAUUGUCAUGGCAUACACAACUGAAUUUGUGGACCUGGGCAAUGUCUCAGCUUUACGCACCUUCCGCGUCCUCCGGGCCCUGAAAACUAUAUCAGUCAUUUCAGGCCUGAAGACCAUCGUGGGGGCCCUGAUCCAGUCUGUGAAGAAGCUGGCCGACGUGAUGGUCCUCACGGUCUUCUGCCUCAGCGUCUUCGCGCUCAUCGGCCUGCAGCUCUUCAUGGGCAACCUGAGGCACAAGUGCGUGCGCAACUUCACGGAGCUCAACGGCACCAACGGCUCCGUGGAGGCCGACGGCCUGGUCUGGGAAUCGCUGGACGUCUACCUCAACGAUCCAGAAAACUACCUGCUCAAGAACGGCACCUCUGAUGUGCUACUGUGUGGGAACAGCUCUGACGCUGGGUCAUGCCCUGAGGGCUACCGGUGCCUGAAGGCAGGUGAGAACCCCGACCACGGCUACACCAGCUUCGACUCCUUCGCCUGGGCCUUCCUUGCGCUCUUCCGCCUAAUGACGCAGGACUGCUGGGAGCGCCUCUACCAGCAGACCCUGAGGUCCGCGGGGAAGAUCUAUAUGAUCUUCUUCAUGCUCGUCAUCUUCCUGGGCUCCUUCUACCUGGUGAACCUGAUCCUGGCUGUGGUCGCCAUGGCCUACGAGGAGCAAAACCAAGCCACCAUCGCUGAGACGGAGGAGAAGGAAAAACGAUUCCAGGAGGCCAUGGAGCUGCUCAAGAAAGAGCAUGAGGCCCUCACCAUCAGGGGUGUGGACACCGUGUCCCGCAGCUCCUUGGAGAUGUCUCCGCUGGCCCCAGGAACCACCCACGAGACCAGGAGCAAAAGGAGAAAACGAUUGUCUUCGGGGACCGAAGAGUGUGGGGAUGACAGGUUCCCCAAGUCGGACUCGGAGGAUGGUCCCAGAGCAAUGAAUCAUCUCGGCAUCACCCACGGCUUCAGCCGGACCUCCGUGAAGUCACGUUCCAGGCGUGGGAGUAUUUUCACCUUUCGCCGGCGAGACUUGGGUUCCGAGACAGAUUUUGCAGACGACGAAAACAGCACGGCAGGGGACAGCGAGAGCCACCGGACGUCCCUGCUGGUGCCCUGGCCCCUGCGCCGGCCUAGCACCCAGGCACAGCCCAGUCCCGGGACCUCAGCUCCCAGCCACGCCCUCAAUGGCAAAAGGAACAGCGCCAUAGAUUGCAACGGGGUGGUCUCCUUGCUGGGGGCAGGUGAGCCUGAGGCCACCUCCCCAGGGAGCGGCCUCCUGCGCCCUGUGAUGCCGGAGCACCCCCUGGACACGACCACUCCGUCGGAGGAGCCGGGCCGGCCCCAGACGCUGACGCCCCAGGCUCCGUGUGUGGAUGGCUUCGAGGGGCCGGGAGAGCGGCAGCGGGCCCUCAGCGCAGUCAGCGUCCUCACCAGCGCGCUGGAAGAGCUGGAGGAGUCCCACCGCAAGUGUCCGCCCUGCUGGAACCGCUUCGCCCAGCACUACCUGAUCUGGGACUGCUGCCCGCUGUGGAUGUCCAUUAAGCAGAAAGUGAAGUUCAUGGUCAUGGACCCAUUUGCGGACCUCACCAUCACCAUGUGCAUCGUGCUUAACACGCUCUUCAUGGCGCUGGAACACUACAACAUGACGACUGAAUUCGAGGACAUGCUGCAGGUCGGAAACCUGGUCUUCACGGGGAUCUUCACAGCAGAGAUGACCUUCAAGAUCAUCGCCCUCGACCCCUACUACUACUUCCAGCAGGGCUGGAACAUCUUCGACAGCAUCAUCGUCAUCCUCAGCCUCAUGGAGUUGGGCCUGUCCCGCAUGGGCAACCUGUCGGUGCUGCGCUCCUUCCGCCUGCUGCGCGUCUUCAAGCUGGCCAAAUCAUGGCCCACCCUGAACACACUCAUCAAGAUCAUCGGGAACUCAGUGGGGGCGCUGGGGAACCUGACGCUGGUGCUGGCCAUCAUCGUGUUCAUCUUCGCCGUGGUGGGCAUGCAGCUGUUCGGCAAGAACUACUCCGAGCUGAGGCACCGCAUCAGCGACUCCGGCCAGCUGCCCCGCUGGCACAUGAUGGACUUCUUCCAUGCCUUUCUCAUCAUCUUCCGCAUCCUCUGUGGCGAGUGGAUCGAGACCAUGUGGGACUGCAUGGAGGUGUCUGGGCAGUCACUGUGCUUGCUGGUCUUCUUGCUCGUCAUGGUCAUUGGCAACCUUGUGGUCCUGAACCUCUUCCUGGCGCUGCUGCUCAGCUCCUUCAGUGCGGACAACCUCACGGCCCCCGACGAGGACGGGGAGAUGAACAACCUCCAGCUGGCCCUGGCACGGAUCCAGCGGGGCCUGCGCUUCCUCAAGCGGGCCACCUGGGACUUCUGCUGUGGCCUCCUGCAGCGGCGGCCUCAGAAGCCCGCCGCCCUGGCCGCCCAGGGCCAGCUGCCCAGCUGCAUCGCCGCCUCCAGCUCCCCACCGCCCGCAGACGCAGAGAAGGCACCUCCGGCCCGCAAGGAGACACGGUUCGAGGAGGGCCAGCGGCCAGGCCAGGGCACCCCUGGGGAGCCGGAGCCCGUGUGCGUGCCCAUCGCCGUGGCCGAGUCAGACACAGAUGACCAAGAGGAGGAUGACGAGGAGAACAGCCUGGACACGGACGAAGAGUCCAGCAAGCAGCAGGAACCCCAGCCUGUGUCUGCUGGCCCAGAGGCCCUCCCGGAGCCCAAGGCCUGGAGCCAGGAGUCGGAGACCGCCUCCUCCGAGGCCCAGGCCGGCGAGGCUCCGGCAGACUGGCGGCAGCAGCAGCAGCGGAAAGCGGAACCCCGGGCCCCAGGGUACAGUGAGACGCACGAGGACAGUCUCUCCGAGGGGAGCACAGCAGACAUGACCAACACCGCCGACCUCCUGGAGCAGAUCCCCGACCUCGGCGAGGAUGUCAAGGACCCAGAGGACUGCUUCACUGAAGGCUGUGUCCAGCGCUGUCCCUGCUGUGCUGUGGACACCACGCAGGCCCCCGGGAAGGUCUGGUGGCGACUGCGCAAGACCUGCUACCGCAUCGUGGAGCACAGCUGGUUCGAGACGUUCAUCAUCUUCAUGAUCCUGCUCAGCAGCGGAGCGCUGGCCUUCGAGGACAUCUACCUGGAGGAACGGAAGACCGUCAAGGUUCUGCUCGAAUAUGCCGACAAGAUGUUCACCUACGUCUUCGUGCUAGAGAUGCUGCUCAAGUGGGUGGCCUAUGGCUUCAAGAAGUACUUCACCAACGCCUGGUGCUGGCUGGACUUCCUCAUUGUGGACGUCUCGCUGGUCAGCCUGGUGGCCCACACCCUGGGCUUUUCUGAGAUGGGCCCCAUCAAGUCGCUGCGGACCUUGCGGGCACUCCGACCCCUGCGCGCCCUGUCACGAUUUGAGGGCAUGCGGGUGGUGGUCAAUGCCCUGGUGGGCGCCAUCCCGUCCAUCAUGAACGUGCUGCUCGUCUGCCUCAUCUUCUGGCUCAUCUUCAGCAUCAUGGGCGUGAACCUCUUCGCAGGGAAGUUUGGGAGGUGCAUCAACCAGACGGAGGGGGACCUGCCUUUAAACUACACCGUCGUGAACAACAAGAGUGACUGUGAGUCCUUCAACAUGACCGGCGAGUUGUACUGGACCAAGGUGAAGGUCAACUUUGACAACGUGGGGGCUGGGUACCUGGCCCUUCUGCAGGUGGCAACGUUUAAAGGCUGGAUGGACAUUAUGUAUGCAGCUGUGGACUCCAGGGGGUACGAAGAGCAGCCCCAGUGGGAAUACAACCUCUACAUGUAUAUCUACUUUGUCGUGUUCAUCAUCUUCGGGUCUUUCUUCACCCUGAACCUUUUCAUCGGUGUCAUCAUCGACAACUUCAACCAACAGAAGAAAAAGUUAGGGGGCCAGGACAUCUUCAUGACAGAGGAACAGAAGAAAUACUACAACGCCAUGAAGAAGCUGGGUUCCAAGAAGCCGCAGAAGCCCAUCCCCCGGCCCCUGAACAAGUACCAGGGCUUCAUAUUCGACAUCGUGACCAAGCAGGCCUUUGACGUCAUCAUCAUGUUUCUCAUCUUGUUGAAUAUGGUGACCAUGAUGGUGGAGACCGAUGACCAGAGCCCUGAGAAGGUCAACAUCUUGGCCAAGAUCAACCUGCUCUUCGUAGCCAUCUUCACGGGCGAGUGUAUCAUCAAGAUGGCCGCCCUGCGGCACUACUACUUCACCAACAGCUGGAACAUCUUCGACUUCGUGGUUGUCAUCCUCUCCAUCGUGGGCACUGUGCUCUCUGACAUCAUCCAGAAGUACUUCUUCUCCCCAACGCUCUUCCGAGUCAUCCGCCUGGCCCGAAUCGGCCGUGUCCUCAGGCUCAUCCGCGGGGCCAAGGGGAUCCGCACGCUGCUCUUUGCCCUCAUGAUGUCCCUGCCUGCCCUCUUCAACAUCGGGCUGCUGCUCUUCCUCGUCAUGUUCAUCUACUCCAUCUUCGGCAUGGCCAACUUCGCUUAUGUCAAGUGGGAAGCUGGCAUCGACGAUAUGUUCAAUUUCCAGACCUUCGCCAACAGCAUGCUGUGCCUCUUCCAGAUCACCACGUCGGCCGGCUGGGACGGUCUCCUCAGCCCCAUCCUCAACACGGGGCCCCCCUACUGCGACCCCAAUCUGCCCAACAGCAAUGGCUCCCGGGGGAACUGUGGGAGCCCGGCCGUGGGCAUCCUCUUCUUCACCACCUACAUCAUCAUCUCCUUCCUCAUCGUGGUCAACAUGUACAUCGCCAUCAUCCUGGAGAACUUCAGUGUGGCCACGGAGGAGAGCACGGAGCCCCUGAGCGAGGACGACUUCGACAUGUUCUAUGAGAUCUGGGAGAAGUUCGACCCCGAGGCCACCCAGUUCAUUGAGUACUCGGCCCUGUCCGACUUCGCCGAUGCCCUGUCGGAGCCGCUGCGGAUCGCCAAGCCCAACCAGAUAAGCCUCAUCAAUAUGGACCUGCCCAUGGUGAGCGGGGACCGUAUCCACUGCAUGGACAUCCUCUUCGCCUUCACCAAGAGGGUCCUGGGGGAGUCUGGAGAGAUGGACGCCCUGAAGAUCCAGAUGGAGGAGAAGUUCAUGGCUGCCAACCCAUCCAAGAUCUCCUACGAGCCCAUCACCACCACGCUGCGGCGCAAGCACGAGGAGGUAUCGGCCACGGUCAUCCAGCGGGCCUUCCGGCGGCACCUGCUGCAGCGCUCCGUGAAGCACGCCUCCUUCCUCUUCCGCCAGCAGGGAGGCAGCAGCGGCCUCUCCGAAGAGGACGCCCCUGAGAAAGAGGGCCUCAUCGCCUGCAAGAUGAACGAGAACUUCUCCCGGCGCCUCGGCCCGCCCUCCAGCUCCUCCAUCUCCUCGACAUCCUUCCCGCCUUCCUAUGACAGCGUCACCAGGGCCACCAGCGACAACUUCCAGGUGCGGGUGUCCGACUACAGCCACAGCGAGGAUCUCGCAGACUUCUCCCCAUCCCCAGACAGGGACCGAGAGUCCAUCGUGUGAGCCCCGCCCCGGCUGGCCAGGACACACUGAAAGGCAGCCCGUUGCCUCGAGGCAAACCCAAGCGCAGCCACAAACCAGCAUCCGCUGGGCCUUGCUUGCUUUGGGCUUCAGGGAUGAGAGAGGAGCCUCAGCCCCGUGGAUGGAAGAGGCCGAGUUCUGUGGCACCCAUGUUGGUGGCCGGGAGCAGGUGGCCGAGCCGACCACUAGGGGCGCCCUGUCCCUGGAGGCCCCACACAGACCAGUGGCCAGGUCUGGCCAGGCAACACGCUGGGCCUCGGAGAAGCAACUCACCCCAGCUGUUGGGCAAAAUAUAAAACCGAGACUGUAUAUGUUGUGAAUGGGCUUUCAUAAAUUUAUUAUAUUUGAUAUUUUUUUACUUGAGCAAAAAAAAACUAAUGUUUUUUCCGUGGAUGUCGGCAGCAACGCACACUGCCCCUUCUGGACUCUGAACAAGGCUGGCUGUGCAGCGGCCGCGGCCCUGUUCUCCGAGCAGAAGUGGAACCCGGCGUGGCUCCCACAGGCCUUCUGCGUGGCUCCAGGGGCAGAAAGGGGCCCCCCUGCCACUUGGGCCCAGGUGCCAGCAGGGCUGAACCCCUUUUCUCAUGCACACGUGUGCACACACGCUCACACACACACAGGCCAGCACUGGCCCCCCCGUCGAGUGUGUCAGGCAGCCACCCUGCCCCAGUCCCUGCGGGUGGGGGUCUUGUCAGCAGGGGCUCCCUCCGGCCUCCCAUUGUCCCCCAGGUCCUGUUUCCCGCCUGUGUUUUUUAGGCAGGCCCUACGAGGGUCAGUUCUACAGAAUGAAAAGGCUUCCAGGAGAGAGUUGCCGGGGUCCCAGGGCUGGUCCGAGGCACUGAAGUUGCCUUGUCUUUCCAGAAGAGCUCGGCCCUCUGUAAACGAGUAUUAACGUAACACUGAAGGGCCUGAGGGAGCCAGGCCACGCGCGGCCUGGCACCCGGCUUAUUCCUGCUGCCGAACCCAUCAUAGCCUGCCCCGCUGGCCAGGAAGAAGACUGAGCACCCCGGGGUGGGGGCCAAGAAGCUCGACAGCCCCUAGCCCCUCUGAAGAAAGGACCCUGUUAUCAUCUCCGGAACUCUCUGCUCUAACUAUGGGAGCGACGGGAGCCCCACAUGGUCCCCAGCUCCUCUCCAGAUGCAGCAGCAUGGGCGUAGGGAGGACAGCUUGGGUCCUGUGCAGGGGAGGGGCCUCGGAGGGGCCAGGCCCUGUUCCUGUGCCCUGGGAGGGGGAUGGACCGUGGGACCCCUUGGGAAGGGAGUCGAGUGGCCUUGCACCAGCCCCUUGGGCUCAGCUCCGGGUCCUGGUGACACCUGCACCCAGGACCCCCUGGAGGAGGGUCCAGGCUGUCCCACAGGUCUUGUGAGAAGGCUUUUUCAGGGAAAACCACUUUUUCUAGUACAGUUCCCCCAGGGGCCUCUUCAGCUGCUGACAAUCCUAUUUAGCAUAUGCAAAUCUUUUAAUGUAGAGAACUGUCACCCUGAGAGUGACAGCGUUGGCUGCUGGAGCCAGAGCAGGCUGGAGCUCGGCUGCCCGAUUCCAGCUCCCCAGCAAGGCUGCCUUCCUCCAGGCCACCCAACCUCACCUCCCGGGCAGCCCAGGCAGCCGGAAGCCGGCUGUUCCUCACCUACCUCGCCGAGCUGCCCGAGGGCUGGACGUUCUGAGCUCCUGGCAGUGCUGACGGCAUUGCCAGUGAGUAAAGUAUUACAUUUCCUCCUGUCACCUCGAGUUCCCGCGGUGGCUCCCCCAGCCCCCACCCCACCGCACCCCCGUGAUUUCUCUUCUCCCUAACGUGUUCCCUUUUGAGUCCAGUGUGGGGCGUGGUUUUCACUGUCCCAGUGACACUUCUCCGAGUGGAAAUCUUAUUUUUGUAGAUCUCUGUGCUUUGCUCUCAAGGCUUGGAGCGGCGUGCGCCCUCCCUGCGCUCAGCACGCUGCACGGACAGGAAUGUGACCUGGGAGGAGGCCGGGCCGCCAGCCCAGCUGGCCGGAAGGAGGCUGGAGUUGUGUGGACAGCCCGGGAGCCCUGAGACAGGUGCCCGGGGCUGGCUGCUGACAGCGCCAGUGGCUGCGGACGGCGUGGUCGAGGGCAGGGACCAGCUGGACCUGACUCCUUAGCUUUUAGGGUGGUUGUCUCCUUUUUUUUUUUCUAGAACUGCACAAUGACCAGCAGGAAGGGAAAAGCGUGGAGGAAAAAGGAGGGAGGGACAAGCACCCAGUGCCAGCUGUUGUCUGAACUAAUCGAGCACUUCUCACCAAACUUCGUGUAUAAAUAAGAUACAUAUUUUUAAAACAAACCAAUAAAUGGCUUACGUGA